AUGCUAUCCAAGAAGGAGAAAGAGCUACUUAAAGGCGCAUGGGAGCGACUGAGCCCUGUGGCUAGAUACAUCGGAGCGGAUGCACUUCUUCGAAUGUUUACAACCGUCCCCGGCAGCAAAACAUACUUUUCCCACUUAGACAUCAGUCCGGGCUCCGAUCACCUCUUCACCCACGGGAAGAAGAUCGUUCUGGCCAUUGCCGAGGGGGCCCAAAACAUCGGCCAGCUGACGGAAACUCUGGCACCUCUGCAGACAUUGCACGCCUAUCUGCUGCGGAUAGACCCGUCAAAUUUUAAGCAUUUCUCCCACUGUAUGCUCAUCGCCUUGGCUGUUCACAUGGGUGAAGACUUCACAGAAGUUUUACAUGCAGCAAUGGACAAGUACCUCUCAGCUUUUGCAGCGGUGCUAGCUGAGAAAUACCGAUGA
Messenger RNA from Nerophis lumbriciformis (worm pipefish), 426 nucleotides. Lineage: Eukaryota; Metazoa; Chordata; Actinopteri; Syngnathiformes; Syngnathidae. The record is from RefSeq and is a predicted model, not a curated record.